UUUGCCAGGGAGGUCGACGUCCUCUGGACCUUGAAGUCGGGCGCGUCUGCGGGAAGCUCUGCCGGGGAGCCGUUUGCCUGCUCCAAGUUUAUAGUAGCUAUAGGACGUAACGCUGCAGCUUUCCUGUCUUCUUUUAUUCUGGAUUCUGUAUGUUGGGAAGUAGUUGGAGUUGUGAAGCUGUGGAACGAGUGGUGUCGAACAUCCAACACAACAAAUGUCCUCCCAACAGAUUCUUUCUGUUUGUUCUACCGAUUAAUAUCAGAUCCAACAGUUUUGUUGUGCCAGUGUAGUUGCUAUGUUGCUGAAGAUCAACAGUUCCAGUGGCUUGAAAAGGUCUUUGGCUGUAUGCAAAAGGAGGGCUUGCAAGUAACCAUUCUUUCAACAUGUCCUGUAGCUGAUUAUAAAACUCAGGAAUCCACAUUAACACUUACAUCUCCAUUUCUGAAAGCCUUGAAAACAAAAGAAUUCAAAGAGCAGGUCUGCUGCCCGCUGCUGGAACAACCUAACAUUGUGCGAGAUCUUCCUGCUGCUGUUCUGAGUUAUUGUCAAGUAUGGCUUGCUGUGUUGUAUCAGUGUUACACUGAUGUCAUCAAACUGGACACGGUUACAAUCGAAGUGUUCAAGCCUCUGCUUUCUUCUAAAAUCCUGAAGAGUUUAGUCAAGGAUGUAACUGAAAGCACAAAGAUUUUGAAGAAGUUACUGACGACCAAUGAAACUCACAAUAAUAUCUAUAUCUAA
This is a messenger RNA of Pterocles gutturalis (yellow-throated sandgrouse), 738 nucleotides long. It is a transcript of the gene PSMG1, whose product is annotated as proteasome (prosome, macropain) assembly chaperone 1. Gene Ontology annotation, biological process: proteasome core complex assembly. Lineage: Eukaryota; Metazoa; Chordata; Aves; Pterocliformes; Pteroclidae. Gene Ontology annotation, cellular component: endoplasmic reticulum. Gene Ontology annotation, molecular function: proteasome binding. The record is from RefSeq and is a predicted model, not a curated record.